AGAGAGAGGGAGAGAGAGGAAAAGAAUCCGUGGAGGCAGUAAUGGACGUUGGCCUAACUAUAAUAUCUUGAUUCUGGUUUAGAGUAAGAGAUAGAGAUGUACACAUGGUAGAGGUAAACUAGGAUCUUUGGCAAUGGCGUGCAUCGCCAGUAACAAAGAAGAUAAAAUGCUUCUAACUACCACUAGCAGUCUUCUAAGUCUUCUUCCUGCACAGCUGCACUGCAAAUUCGCGUUCAAAUGACAGUCAACAACAAUGAGGAGCUGUAGACAAUAAAAUAAGGGGCUUUCGAUUUUGGGAAUUCGGAGUUUUCGAUUUGGGAGCUCGUGAAAGUCUUCGUCUCGUAGCCCUAUAAAUACGGAAUGAUUUGUAUGAUUCCUCAAUAUCUUUACUGCAGCCCUGUUUGUUCUCUUGAGAAUCUCAGCUUCCUCUCCUUUUAUGUGAAAGGUCACAUGUUGUUUCGUCUUUAAGCGAAUUGCUGUUUUCUGGGUUUGAUUGCUUCUUUUCUCUCUUCCGUAAUUGCGGUCGAUCUCUAAACCACAUUUUUCUUCUUUUUCUGUUCAAUUGCUCAAUUGGGUUCUUCGUUCUUUUUACUCCUUCCAAUUCGCCUUUCUUCUCUUCUGUCAACUGGGUUCUUCGUUAUUUUCUUUGAUUUUGGUGAAGAUCUAUGUCUGCUCUUUUGGGAUUCCAUUUUUUUAUUCUGUGCUGCUACUUUGGAGUAUCGCUGAACCAUUCCACUGCCAACCCUCUUUGAGAUUAACUGUUCUAUACCCAUCAUCCCUUAAUUCUCUUUGUGGGUUUUUCAUUUUUUUUUUUUUUUUUUUUUUUGGUGGAUUGCUUUUGCUGUUGUACUGCAAGUUUCUCCGCAUUUCGAAUCAAGAAAAUGUCACAAGGCUUUGCAGUUGAAAUUUACUUCGACCCUGCACUGGAGAACCAGGUACUGAAGGCUUGGAAUGUCAUGGCACGGCGCCAGAUCAGCACCCAACUAAUUGAGAUGCAAUCUCGGCCACACAUCACCCUACUCUCCAGCCCCCUUCUUGAUCCUCCAAAACUGGAAAACAUCAUAAGGAACUUUGCUUCGAAGCAAGAACCUUUGCCUCUCUCUUUCUCUACCAUUGGAAGCUUCCCAAAUGAAGGCAACGUUCUCUUCCUUGGCCCAACUCCUUCACUGGCACUCCUUCAAUUCCACUCGCAAUUGUGUGAUGCACUGAAGGAGGAAAGCGUGGAAAUCGUUGAGUCAUAUAGCCCGGACUUCUGGGUCCCUUACUGCUCAGUUGCACAAGAAGUUCCCAGGAACCGGACGGCAGAGGCUUUCAGUGUGCUGCGAGAUCUGAAAUUGCCCGUUACUGGGUAUGCAAUGGAUAUCGGAUUGGUAGAGUUUUCCCCCGUUCGUGAGCUUUUCUCAUACACCCUUGGCAGUGUACCUGAAGCAUGAGGUAUCAGGGUUGAAUAUGGAAAGAACGUUAUGGUUUGAAGAAAUGGCUGUAGCUGAUUGUGGGAUGAUGUUUUUCAACUUUGGCUUCCUCGGAUGAUGGAUGAUGGUAAAACAAUAGCAAAGCUGCAGUGUAAAAUUCCAGAAAAGUAAUAGAAUGCUUGUGGAGAUAUAAUCAAUUUGGUUUAUGAUUUUCAUUGAUUAUAACGAUUGAGCUUGUGGAGGCGGGGAAAAACCAUGGAUUUAUUAUUGGAAAUUGCAGGUUCAGAGUGGAGAUGUAGAUUCUUUUAGCUUUCAAGAAAACUUUUUAUUUCAGUAUCAAAUAGAUUAGAUUUUGCUUCAAUCUUGAUACCUUCUGUUUACUCUCUUGGCUUUGUUUUAUUGUCGCAGUUUGUUCAGCUGCUUAGAACAUGAAAAUUUCCAUGUGUCAGUGCACUUAGAUUAACAUUUUUCAAUGGGGACAAUGCUCUUUUAUUAUCUGUA
Messenger RNA from Macadamia integrifolia, 1913 nucleotides. RefSeq lists its product as uncharacterized. The record is from RefSeq and is a predicted model, not a curated record. The coding region runs from base 882 to 1433 and encodes 183 amino acids. The transcript is spliced from 2 exons. NCBI's taxonomy places the organism in Eukaryota, Viridiplantae, Streptophyta, Magnoliopsida, Proteales, Proteaceae.